Molecule: messenger RNA, 793 nt
Organism: Homarus americanus (American lobster)
Lineage: Eukaryota; Metazoa; Arthropoda; Malacostraca; Decapoda; Nephropidae
Exons: 2
Coding region: 52-639 (195 amino acids)
Cellular component (GO): extracellular region
Molecular function (GO): chitin binding
Source: RefSeq, a predicted model, not a curated record
AGCAGGAGGACCUGAGCUCAUCAUCACACAACCUCCAGCUUCCUCACCAACAUGAACCCCAUCUUCCUCCUCCUCCUGGUGGCAGCAGUCAACGCCGCCCGCCUCAACGGCGGCGCCCCCUCCACCAGCUAUGGUGCUCCCAAUGGUGGAUACUCCUAUGGUGAUCUGCAGGGGGCUGCCUCCUCCUUGGACGAGGCUGUAGAAGACCCCAUAGCCGCCCUGGCCGCCCUCAUCCCCGGCGGCGGCGUCCCUGGUGAGGACUACCCGAUCCUGGCCUCUGUACCCGACACCGGCUUCUCCUGCGAGCAACAGGAGUUCCCAGGUUACUUCGCUGACACCGCCGACGAGGCCGGCUGCCAGGUCUUCCACAUCUGUCAGUUCGACGGCCGCCAGGACUCCUUCCUGUGUCCCAACGGCACCAUCUUCAACCAGCAGUACUUCGUGUGUGACUGGUGGUUCAACGUGGACUGUGCCGCCUCACAACAGUUCUUCGGCCUCAACGCUGAGAUCGGCAAAGUGCCUGAGGACAUCUUCGGCUCCGCCUCCGACUUGUCACUGUCAACAGCCUACGGGGUGCCAGAGGCUCAGGCCUCAGUUCAGGCUCCCAACACCCUGUACAAUACACCCGCCAGGUUCUGAGGAGCCUGACUGACAGUCACCGGCGUCCACAGGUCCGAAGGUCCGACAGACCAACUUGUACCGUUUGGUGGAUUAUGGUCACUGUUUAUCAUGUUCAUACGAAAGUGAUUAUUAUUUAUGAAUUAUGUUAAGAAGAAUAAAUAUGCAAGAUAUU